This is a messenger RNA of Cricetulus griseus (Chinese hamster), 761 nucleotides long. NCBI's taxonomy places the organism in Eukaryota, Metazoa, Chordata, Mammalia, Rodentia, Cricetidae. The record is from RefSeq and is a predicted model, not a curated record.
GGAACUUCAAAGGUCUGUGCAAGCAAAUUGAUCAUUUUCCAGAAGAUGCAGACUAUGAAGCGGACACCGCAGAGUACUUCCUCCGGGCCGUGAGGGCCUCAAGUAUCUUCCCAAUCCUGAGUGUGAUCCUGCUCUUUAUGGGUGGCCUCUGCAUCGCAGCAAGCGAGUUUUACAAGACACGCCACAACAUCAUCCUGAGCGCUGGCAUCUUCUUCGUGUCUGCAGGCCUGAGUAACAUCAUUGGGAUCAUCGUGUAUAUAUCAGCCAAUGCUGGAGACCCCUCCAAGAGUGACUCCAAAAAGAACAGCUACUCCUACGGCUGGUCCUUCUACUUCGGGGCCCUGUCCUUCAUCAUCGCCGAGAUGGUCGGGGUGCUGGCCGUGCACAUGUUUAUCGACCGCCACAAACAGCUGCGGGCCACGGCCCGUGCCACCGACUACCUCCAGGCCUCUGCCAUCACCCGCAUCCCCAGCUACCGCUACCGCUACCAGCGCCGCAGCCGUUCCAGCUCGCGUUCCACCGAGCCCUCUCACUCCAGGGACGCCUCGCCCGUGGGCGUGAAGGGCUUCAACACCCUGCCGUCCACGGAGAUCUCCAUGUACACCCUCAGUAGGGACCCCCUGAAGGCUGCCACCACGCCCACCACCACGUACAACUCGGACAGGGAUAACAGCUUUCUCCAGGUCCACAACUGUAUCCAGAAGGACAGCAAGGACUCUCUCCACGCCAACACAGCCAACCGCCGGACCACUCCCGUAUGA